AUGCCUUGUAUUAAUCGUUCGUCAAUGGAUGUACACGUUGAAGCCGGUGGGAUUACAUAUUUCUUUUCACUUUUACUUUUUACUCAAUGCAAUGCAAUGCCUUUUCUUCGACUGCUCAUGGAAUAUUACAGUGUUACAAUUGUGUCAUAGCUGUCUGAACCUUUGAUGCUCCAGCUUUGGAGUGGUUCGCAUUUAAGAGUUCUAAUCUGUGGAUAGAAUGGUCUACCGAAUUGUCUACCGUGGCCACUCGGUACAUUGUAACGGUGAUGACUUUAGUGAGCUUAAUUUUUUCGAAAUGGAGAAAUAUUGAUGGUGGUGGAGUGAUAUGAGACGCAAGUUUUUGCCUAUUAUAUCGACAAAUAUUGACAACCAAACGGCUCGGUAUAGCCUAAUGAUGUGCUAUGCAUUCUGUCAUCAGCUGAAGACGUGAUAAUGAUGCUAAAUCUGGUUUCUAAACAACUUCAUAACGGGGACCAUCGCUUUUGUGCCUUUUUGUGUCAUCACUGGCGGAAGUUAUUCCGAGUUGUGUCAGUGUGAGAGGUCAGUUAUUACUCUUUAUUUACCCUGCCUAAAGACUGUUUCAGGCAUGUCGGACUCGCUCAAUUUAUCGGCUCAGAAUUCAGAGGACUUGUUGGCUGAUUUCGAGUCCCUGGUGAACUGCGGGGCGUUUGAUUUGGGAGGCCAUCCCGUGGUGAUUAUUUCCACCCCGGGUCAUAUCGAGGUUCCCAUGGUCGCCCCACCCGUCAACGCCAACAUUCUGUUUGUUGCCACGCCUCAAACGUCAUCAAGUCAAGAGCGUCAAGUCAGAACCCAUUUGGAUCGACCACCGGUGAAGAGGAGGUUGGAUCUGGAUAAUGACCAUCUGUAUCAUGUGAGCGCCGCAAGUCUUCAUCCUCCAAGCCCACCGCCCCCGAGUACCCCAGCACCACACAGAGUUGAUAAUAGUCAUAAGAAGGCCACAGAGAAGUCCCGCUAUGACACCUCUCUGAACUUGACCACCAAGCGCUUCCUGGAUCUGCUGUCCCAGUCUCCAGACGGGGUGGUGGACCUCAACCUGGCCUCGCAGGUGCUGGACGUGCAGAAGCGCCGCAUCUACGACAUCACCAACGUACUGGAGGGAAUACAGCUGGUCUCCAAAAAGUCGAAGAACCACAUCCAGUGGCUGGGGAACUGUAGGGACCGUCCGUCCAUCCAGCGCCAUCAGCAGCUGCAGAAGGAGCUCGUGGAGCUGACGGACGCCGAGGAGAAGCUGGACCAGCUCAUCAGCAAGUGUGAACUGCAGCUGCAGCUGCUGACAGAAGACCCACGCAACAAGAAGCUAAGCUAUGUCACGUGCCAGGAUCUAGGCAACAUAGUCAACUCGAAAGAUCAGCUGAUCAUGGUGGUCAAAGCCCCCCCGGACACCCAGCUGCAUGUCUCUGAACCUAGUGAGGGUUACCAGGUGGCCUUGAAGAGUUCCCGUGGCCCAGUGGACGUGUUCCUGUGUCCUGAAGACAGCUCGAAGGCCUGCAGCCCGGUGAAGGACGGCCAAGUGCGGCCCUCCCCCAGGCAGACGGGUCCCCCUCAGACGGCGUCACCAGAGCCGACCGCCUGCUCUUCAUCCGCACCAGACUCAUCCCCGCUGUCCUUAGAUGCCCCUUUCCUGAAUGACAACCCCGUACCUGACUUUGACUUCUCCCACCUGGAGUCCUCUGACCUGCUGUUAGACGAUGGCCUGGACUGCUUCAACUUCCCCACUAGCAGCUUCAUCAGCCUCUCACCCCCCCUGAGCCAGGACUACCACUUCGGCCUGGAGGAGAACGAAGGCAUUAACGAACUAUUCGAUUGUAAUUUUGGGGAAUUGGGCUCAUUGGAGUUUUGAAUUAGCCUCGGUGCCAUCCUACGUACAGUACUUCCGCCAAAAUAUUGGCUCGGUAGUAUAAUGGGAUGGGCAGUACCAGGCUAGUAUUGAAUGUAUGUUUCGAGUUCAUUGGAAGGUAAAAUCCCUGAAUGCAGGACAUUUAUGUGCCAUGGGACAAAUUAGACAUGUUUUGUAUAUUAAUUAAGACUCAAUGCAUUACCAGAUUAAAACUUUAUAUAUUUUUUCCUGGAAGACAGUGUAUAUUUAGAAUUAAAAUUCUAAAUAGCUUUUUUGUAAAUAAUAAAUACAUUUAUUUAAAAUUCGAGUUAGAACAUUAGUCUGAAAUACCUCAGCUAUGUCCAAGUACAAUUGAAGUGGUACUUUCAAUGUAGUUCUACUCAUAGAAUUAUUUCAUUUAACAAAUUUGGAACAGGUUCACUCACAUCUCUUGUCAUUUUAACAUUUUCAAUAACCAUAGAUCUAAUUCUCAAGGACAAGUGAACUAUUUUGAACAUUAAGCCCCUUUUCUGAGUCGUCUGCAAUGUUUUAGAGUACCCCUCACUGUCUAUUUGAUGUUUGCCGCUGUAAAAUGUUUAGGGUGAUUUUAAGAACAGAUAUGGAUAUGCCUUUAGACGGCCAUUAUAAACCUGGUUAAGGCAAAAUCCAAAUUAGCCAAAUUACGGAGAUGGCAACAAACAUUAAAAAAAACCGGUGAGGGGUACUCUAAACAUUGCAGACACCUCAGAAAAAGGGGCUUAAUGUUCAAAAUAGCGCAUUGAUCCUUUAAUAAGCUUCCAGUAGCAA
Engraulis encrasicolus (European anchovy) is the source of this 2644-nucleotide messenger RNA. RefSeq names its product E2F transcription factor 1 (gene e2f1). Gene Ontology annotation, biological process: G1/S transition of mitotic cell cycle; regulation of transcription by RNA polymerase II. The coding region runs from base 587 to 1861 and encodes 424 amino acids. Gene Ontology annotation, molecular function: DNA-binding transcription factor activity, RNA polymerase II-specific; RNA polymerase II cis-regulatory region sequence-specific DNA binding; protein dimerization activity. The record is from RefSeq and is a predicted model, not a curated record. Lineage: Eukaryota; Metazoa; Chordata; Actinopteri; Clupeiformes; Engraulidae. The transcript has 7 exons. Gene Ontology annotation, cellular component: Rb-E2F complex.